GGGUACGCAGAAAAGGCAUACAGAGGGCUAGUAUAUAUUGAGCUGCGUGCAGUGUUUUUGGUUCCUUCCAGAGCAGCAUAAGGUGUACCACUGUAUCCUGUCCCGCAGGAUCCACUGGCCUCAGACAUGGCACGUCUGGCCCUCCCUGUCUUCCUUGUUCUUUGCCUCUCCCUGCUCCACUUCAGCUCCAGCCGCCCAUCUCGCACCAAGAAGGCUGUGUCAGCUCGUCAGCCCGGAGCUGCAGAGGAAGAUGAUGUGAAGUCCCAGUUUGAGAGGUUGUGGCAGGAGGUGAACUCACUGAAAGAGAUGCAGGCGUUGCAGACAGUCUGUCUCCGUGGCAUCAAAGCUCACAGGAAAUGUUAUCUCACAAUCGAGGAACCCAAACACUACCAUGACGCAAACGAAGACUGCAUUGCACAGGGGGGAACCCUUGCAACACCAAGGGACCUGAUGGAGAACAAUGAACUGAGAGACUAUGCAAAGAGGAGCGCUCCGGGAUCCAAGGACUUCUGGAUCGGUGUGGCAGACAUAGUGAAAGAAAGCCAGUAUGUUGAUGUCAACAGCUUGCCAGUCAGCUUUUUCAACUGGGAUCGCUCCAAGAAGCAGCCCACAGGAACGAAGAGGGAGAGCUGUGUUGCCCUUUCAGUGGCUGCUCAGGGAAAGUGGUACGAUGAGGUGUGUCGCAGCCUGAAAAACUACAUUUGUGAAUAUGUCAUUCCUUGAGGGAGUGUUGUUGUUGUUGACAGCUUGAUGGAAAUCCAUGUGGGUCAUUAAUUAAAAUUGAGCAAAACGGUGUUGUCAGAUAUGUGGCUAUUCAUGAUGGAGACAUGAAUUAUUAUUGGUCACAUAUUAUCAAACUUUAAUUAAUGUGAUAAUUAAUCAGGCUGCUAAUUAGCUUUAAUACACAAGGAACCAGCCAUGUCAUGUUCACUUUGUCUAAAAUUCUGGAGGAAGUCUCAGAAAUAAACAAAAAUGUAAACUGA
Messenger RNA from Scophthalmus maximus (turbot), 983 nucleotides. RefSeq names its product C-type lectin domain family 3, member A (gene clec3a). The coding region runs from base 127 to 723 and encodes 198 amino acids. The transcript has 3 exons. NCBI's taxonomy places the organism in Eukaryota, Metazoa, Chordata, Actinopteri, Pleuronectiformes, Scophthalmidae. The record is from RefSeq and is a predicted model, not a curated record.